UCCAAAUUUUCUCUCUCUGAAUUCUGAUGAUCUUCAUAUCAUAUCUCUUUUGAUUUCUCUCUCUAAUUUUUACCUACCGUGUCUUCGUCUCUGCAAAUUGCGGUUUCGUUAAGGUUUUUGUAGAAUUUUCUGUGAAUUUUUCAAGUAAUUUUUUUACAUCUGGGUUUUAGCAUUAUUGAGCUUGUUGAAGUAGUUCAUGAGGAUAUGUAUAUGAUGAGUGUGAAAUGCUGUUUUUGUUUCAUGAAAUUUGCAGAAAAAACGGGGAAUUUUUGGUGAUUUUUUUUUUCAGUUGAUGGAUUAGGGGUUUUUAGGUUUUUUUGAAGUAUGAAUAGAAGUUUUAGGGCAGAGGAAUCGGCGUUAAGGGAGCUGCAACAGCAAAUGGGGAGCUUUAGGAAUUCGGUAAUGAAGGAGAAGGAGGAGGAGCUAGGUUUGUUUCUCGAAAUGCGAAGACGGGAGAAGGAAAGAAAUGAUCUUCUCCUUUUCCAGAACGGCGAUGAAUUUGAUGCUCCGCUUGAAUCAAGAGCAGGAAGUUCGCCUAUAUUCAACAUUGGAUCAACCACUAAUGUGAGGAAGAAUGGGACUGAUGAUUUCCUCAAUGCUGACAAUGACAAGAAUGAUUACGAGUGGCUUCUAACACCUCCAAGUACUCCUCUUUUUCCUUCACUUGAGAUGGAGUCGGAAAAAUCAAUGAUGAGUCAGCUGGGAACUGCUAAAGCUCGUCCAACUGCAUUGAGAUCUAGAUUAGCAAAUCCCCAGCCUGAGCCCUCUGGUAGAAGCAAUUUAGCAUCUAGACAGCCUGCUUCCGCUGCUGGAUUAAAUACUUCAAAUUCAGGUCUUCGAAGACCAUCUUCAUCUGGUGGAUCAAGACCUUCAACUCCAACUGGACGACCCACAUUAAGUGCAACAUCCUCCUUGACAUCAGCAACUAGACGCACAUCUACUGCAGCAUCCAAAGCAGUGACAUCCACUGCGACUUCUAAAACAAUGUCAACCACAACCACGUCUCGGCCAGCAAGGUCUUCAACACCAACUUCUCGUUCCACCUUGCCUUCUGCUAAGUCCACGGUUCCUACAAGAUCUUCAACACCUACAGCCAGGUCCAGUGCAAGGUCCUCAACACCAACCAGAAACUCCUCAACACUCACAACCAGGGCAUCCAUUCCUGGAUCGAAGUCCACAUCAAGGGCAGCAACUCCAACUCGUCGACCUACUUCAGUGUCCAGUACAGCUAAUGCUACUGCUCCUUCAAUUAAAUCUCCGUCUUCGGUAACACCAGCAACCACUACGGCAAGAAAUCCUGGAGCCUCACGUCCUAGUUCUCCAACUGUAAAACCCAGACCAUGGAAGCCUUCAGAUAUCCCAGGGCUCUCAUAUGAUGCUCCACCUAAUCUACGGACAUCACUAUCUGACAGGCCAACUUCAGCUACAAGGGGUAGACCUGGAGCACCAAGUGCUAGAUCUUCAUCCAUUGAGCCAGUUACAAAUGGAAGGGUUAGACGACAAUCUUGCUCUCCAGCAAGAGGACGCCCUCCUAAUGGUGUUGUGCGUAGCAGUGGGAGCUCUGUUCCUAUUCCAGCUAUGAGUCGAUUACAUGCUAAAGCUAAUGAUAAUGUAAGCCCUGGUAUGGUUGGAACUAAGAUGGUUGAAAGGGUAAUAAAUAUGCGGAAGCUGGCUCCUCCUGCAAAGCAAGAUAAUAAACAUUCUCCCCGUAAUAACUUAUAUGCGCACUCUGCAUCACCUGACAGUACAGGUUUUGGAAGGACAUUGUCAAAGAAAUCCUUGGACAUGGCUAUGAGGCAUAUGGAUAUAAGGAGAAGCAUCUCCGGAAAUCUGCGUCCAUCAAUGACUAAUAUUCCAGCAUCCUCCAUGUACAGUGUAAGAUCAGGACCUAACAGAACCAGGACAGUGAGUGUAUCUGACUCCCCACUUGCUACGAGCAGCAAUGCUAGUUCUGAAGUGAGUGUCAAUAACAAUACAGUGUGCCUUGAUGGGAGUGAAGUUGAUGAUGCUAUUAGCGGUGUUAAAGGUGUUCGAUCUCCUGCCUAUAUGCAUGGAAGGUAAUGAUUGCCCUUCGCUGGUGCAAGAUUAUAAAAUUAUAGUUUUGAUUCAGUGCCGGAAUGAGAGUUUUGGUGCUUGAAUUAUAAUUGUUUCCUGGGAAAAAUCAAUGCAUAUGGUCUCCCACGUUAUGUAAAGAUUGAUGCACAGUUAGCUAUGAAAUUUUAAGCCAGCCUAUUCUCGUAAGUUAUGUUGUGUGCUUAGAACCAUUUUUUGCAAACAAAAAAGCUGGUUCUGAAGUGAGUAGAUGAUUCCCCAGUUGCUACAAGCAGUAAUGUGCCUUAAUCUA
Messenger RNA from Solanum tuberosum (potato), 2344 nucleotides. RefSeq lists its product as uncharacterized. The coding region runs from base 325 to 2061 and encodes 578 amino acids. NCBI's taxonomy places the organism in Eukaryota, Viridiplantae, Streptophyta, Magnoliopsida, Solanales, Solanaceae. Gene Ontology annotation, biological process: cortical microtubule organization. The record is from RefSeq and is a predicted model, not a curated record. The transcript is spliced from 5 exons. Gene Ontology annotation, cellular component: cortical microtubule.